GUGGUGAUGCUGGCCUCCAUGUGGUGCAACGGCUCGGUGUUCGGCAUCCAGAACGCGUUCGGGGUCUUGUUCGUGUCGCUGCUGAAAGAGUUCGGCUCAGAGCACGACGACGACCUCCGCUUCAAAACAGGUCUGAAGUCAGUUUCUCAUUAUGGGGAACAGAGAGAGCAGAGAGAGAUCUUCAUCUGCAGAACCCAGCUGUGUGUCUAUGAAGAGUGACGGAUCCAUGAAUCCUCCAGUUCAUUUCAGUGAUGGAGCAGUGACCUCUGACCCCAGUAUCUCCAGGAGAAAGAAGAAUCAGAGAUCUUUAUCUCCUGAACCCAGCUGUGUGUCUCUGAAGAGUGAUGGAUCCAUGAAUCCUCCUGUUCAUUUCAGUGAUGACGCAGUGACCUCUGACCCCAGUGAUGGAACAGAGACCUCUGACCCCAGUUUCAGCAGAGUGGAUAGAGAUGAUCAGACUGGAGACCUGCAGCAGGAUUCUCCUCAACCAGUGAAUGAUGAACUACAGAGAGUCAAAGACCGACACAAAACCAGCAUGAAGAACAAGUAUGAGAGAUUAUUUGAGGGAAUGAAACUCCAAGAGAAUGAAACCCUCCUGAACAGGAUCUACACACAGCUCUACAUCAUAGAGGGAGAGAGUGAAGGAGUGAAUGAAGAACAUGAGGUUUUACAGAUGGAGAAAACAGCCAGAACACAACACUCACAAGACACUCCAAUCUACUGCAAUGACAUCUUUAAAGCCUCACCUGAACCAGGAUGUGAGGAGAAACACCAGAUCAAGACUGUUCUUACUAAAGGAAUAGCUGGAAUCGGAAAAAACGUUUCUGUGCAGAAGUUCAUUCUGGACUGGGCCGAGGGAAGAGCCAAUCAGGAUGUAGAUUUCAUGUUUGUGCUUCCAUUUCGAGAGCUGAACUUGAUACGAGAUCAUCAGUACAGUCUUCACAGACUUCUGCUGGACUUUCAUCCUGAACUUCAAGAUCUGAACUCAAAGAUUUAUGAGGAGUGUAAAGUUGUGUUCAUCUUUGAUGGUCUGGAUGAAAGCAGAAUGACACUGAUGUUUUCAGAUGAUCAGGAAGUUUCUGAUGUGACUGAGACUUCAUCAGAGGGUGUGUUGAUGUCAAAGAAAGUUUCUGAUGUGAACGAGACUUCAUCAGUGGAUCUGUUGAUGUCAAAGAAAGUUUCUGAUCUGAACGAGACUUCAUCAGAGGGUGUGUUGAUGUCAAAGAAAGUUUCUGAUGUGAACGAGACUUCAUCAGUGGAUCUGUUGAUGUCAAAGAAAGUUUCUGAUCUGAACGAGACUUCAUCAGAGGGUGUGUUGAUGUCAAAGAAAGUUUCUGAUGUGAACGAGACUUCAUCAGUGGAUCUGUUGAUGUCAAAGCUCAUGAAAGGAGAGCUGCUUCCCUCUGCUCUCAUCUGGAUCACCUCCAGACCAGCAGCAGCCAAUCAGAUCCCCUCCAAAUACAUCAACCGUCUGACAGAGAUUCAGGGAUUCAAUGAGCCUCAGAAGGAGGAAUAUUUCAGGAAGAGAAUCAGUGACGAGCAUCAAGCCAGCAGAAUCAUCUCACACAUCAGAAGAGCAAGAAGCCUCCACAUCAUGUGCCACAUACCCGUCUUCUGCUGGAUCUCAUCCACUGUGCUUCAGAAGCUCCUGAAAGAAGAUCUGAGUGCAGAAAUCCCUCAAACUCUGACUGAAAUGUACAUCCACUUCCUGCUGAUUCAGAUCAACAUGAGGAAUCAGAAGUAUGAAGAGAGAGAUCCAGAGAAACUCCUGCAGUCCAACAGAGAAGUGAUUGUGAAACUUGCUGAUGUGGCUUUCAGUCAGCUGAUGAAGGGCAAUGUGAUGUUCUAUGAGGAGGACCUGAGAGAGAGCGGCAUAGACGUCACUGACGCCUCAGUGUAUUCUGGGAUUUGCACUGAGAUCUUUAAGGAGGAAUCUGUGAUUCAUCAGAGGAAAGUCUACAGCUUCAUUCAUCUGAGCGUUCAGGAGUUUCUCGCUGCUUUCUAUUUUUUUUACUGCCAUUUAUUGAAGAAUAAGAAACCACUGCAAAAUACUCUGUAUAGGUUACUAACAUUAGUAGUAGAUAGCGCCCUCUGGAGGCCAAAUGGACAGCUGGAUCUGUUCCUGCGGUUCCUGCUGGGCAUCUCAUUGGAGUCCAAUCAGAGACUCUUACAGGAUCUACUGACACACACAGAUGAAAGCUCAGAGAACAUCAGGAAAACCAUAGAGUACAUUCAACAGAAGAUCAAAGAUGGACAUGAACUCUCAGCUGAUCAAUCCAUCAAUCUGUUCCUCUGUCUGCUGGAAGUGAAAGAUCAGACUCUGUCCAGAGAGAUUCAGGAGUUUAUGAAAUCAGACAAACACCCAGAGGAGAAAUUCUCUCUGUCUCACUGCUCAACAAUCGCCUACAUGCUUCAGAUAUCAGAAGAGCCGCUGGAUGAGCUGAACCCCAUGAAAUUCAACACAUCAGAUGAGGGGAGAAGAAGGCUGAUACCAGCUGUGAUCAACUGCAGAAAAGCUCUUCUUCCUCACUGUAAUCUCACUGUUCAUUGCUGCGAGAGUUUGUCAUCAGCUCUUCAGUCCUCAAACUGUGUCCUGAGAGAGCUGGACCUGAGUUACAAUGACCUGCAGGAUUCAGGAGUGAAGCUUGUUUCUGAUGGUCUGAAGAGUCCAAACUGUCAGCUGCAUAUACUGAGACUUGCUGGCUGUAAUCUCUCUGUUCAGUGUUAUGAGAGUUUGCCAUCAGUUCUUCACUUGUCAAACUGUGUCCUGAGAGAGCUGGACCUGAGUUACAAUGACCUGAAGGAUUCAGCAGUGAAGCUUCUUUCUGAUGCACUGAAGAGUCCAAACUGUCAGUUGCAGAUACUGAGACUUGCCGGCUGUAAUCGCUCUGUCCAGUGUUGUGAGAGUUUGUCAUCAGCUCUUCAAUUUUCAAACUGUGUCCUGAGAGAGCUGGACCUGAGUAACAAUGACUUGCAGGAUUCAGGGUUGAAGCUUCUUUCUGAUGUACUGAAGAGUCCAAACUGUCAGCUGCAGAUACUGAGGUUGUCUGGCUGUAUGGUGACAGAGGAAGGCUGUGGUUUUGUGUCUUCAGCUCUGAGUUCAAACCCCUCACACCUGAGAGAGCUGGAUCUGAGCUACAAUCACCCAGGAGAUUCAGGAGUCAAGCUGCUUUUGGGCAAACUGAAGGAUCCAAACUGCUCCCUGCAGAUACUCAAUGUGGAUCAUGGAGGAGAGAUCAGACUCACAGCAGGACCACGAAAGUAUGCCUGUGAUCUCACACUGGAUCCAAUCACAGCAAACACUCAACUCAUUCUGUCUGAGGAGAACAGGAAGGUGUCAGGUUUGGAAGAGCAUCAGUCGUGUCCUGAUCAUCCAGAGAGAUUUGAUGAAUGUCGUCAGAUUCUGUGUAGAGAGAGUCUGACUGGACGCUGUUACUGGGAGGCUGAAUGGAGCGGAUAUAGUGCUGAUAUAUCAGUGACAUAUCCAGGAAUCAGCAGGAAAGGAGGGAGUGAUGACUGUAUGUUUGGAUUAAAUGACAAAUCCUGGAGUCUGGACUGCUCUGAUAACAGAUUCACCGUCUGGCACAAUAAGAACAGGACUGAUAUACCUGUCGUCUGUUCAUCCUCUAAGAGAGCAGGAGUGUAUGUGGACGUGUCGGCCGGCACUCUGUCCUUCUACAGCGUCUCUGACACACACACACUCACACACUUACACACAUUCUACACCACAUUCACUGAACCCCUCUAUGCUGGAUUUAUGCUUUAUUAUAAUGAUUCUUCAGUGUCUCUGUGUCAGAUUAAAUAACACACACACACUUGUAAAUCCUCUUUCAUGUGUAGUUGUUUAUCUACAUCUAAUUGUUUUGAUAGUAAUUCAUUUUUUGAUUCAGAGCUAACCGUUCCACUGCUGGCGGGGCUUAAUAAUUACCCGUCUGAUGCUGCGAAAACCCUUCUGGUCAAUCGGUCAAGCUUGGUUUGGCAAAUACUGUCUCAUGCCCUUUACUUUUUAGGGUGUUAAUUUCAUAUAAUUUUCUGUUAAGCAGCCAAACCCAGGCCUCUUGUCCAUCUCAGUGAUAUCUAAGACAUUAUAUAUGUCUGAUUUAAUUCUCUAACAGUGUGAAUGCCAGUACUUUAUUUUAUUAACUGCUCUCAGAACUCAUUUUACUUGCAUUUGUCGAGUGUCAGUGUGAGUGUGCAGCACUUUAACAACACUAGAGCGCGCGCGAGUGACGCAGACUGAUGUGCUCCAGCUGCAGGAGUUACUGGAGUCUGUUCAACACAUUCAGUCUGUGAGUUCACAAACACACUCCUAUUGUUGUGCUGCAGUUGAUCAUCAGCUUGAUCUCUGUAUUCAACAGUGUUAAUAAAGCAUGUACAGGAGAGUCACUGCGGCCAGAUGCAGAUGUUGCAUUACUGCAGGUCCGUCAUGCACGUGUCAGUGCAGGACAGAUGUGCUUCAUCACAGCUUCUCCAGGAGGAGUCUGAUCGCUCUCGGGCGGUGGGUCUGUAGCCCCGCCUCCUGCAGCUCAUCUAUAUUUAUAGGUUAUUGCUACAAUAGUCAGUCAGCCAGUGUAACAGUCAUCUGCUUUCACACCGGACUCAAACGCAUCUCAGGCUGUCAGUGGAGAUCCAGACAGGAGCAGCAUGACUGAGACUCACUCCGAGCCGACUCAAGACGCCACGCCGACGGACGCGAUGAAUGCCGCGGACGCGCCGGAGGAGAAGCAGGAUCUGCUUUCACAUUAGCAGUUGAUUUGAACACUGCAGUCAGGAGUUUUGUCAGUCAUACGGGUCGUCACAGGACUGUCUCAAGGUGUCAUUAAAGGUUCGUGAUGCCGGGUGCAGAUUGCAUCAUCGGGUCCAGCCGUCCCUCAGUUGGUGUCUUAACAGGAAGAAUAUGGUGCGGAAACUCAUUAAUGUACACCUUCCAGCCAAUCAGAAUGCAGUAUUCAGACAGGUCAUGGUACAAGUAAACAUCCUCAAUGGCUCAAGCAGAUUUUUAGCUCCAGUCUUACAUACAGUAGUUGUUACUGGCCACUGAUUUAAUCCACUUAUGUCAAAUACAAACACAUUUCUAUGGAUGUAUUGCAUUUUUUCUUGCAGUGUAAAAAUGCUUUAAUUUGGAUAUUUUCAACUAUGAAUAUACUGCAUUAUAUUCAUGUGGUGUAACAUUGUUAACAUUCCCUCUUUACUGCUGUAUAUGAAUCUGCACAUGAUCCGUGUUCGUCACAAACACAUGCACACGGUCAGAGUGGAGCAGAUGCCAGUAAAGUCUUUACAUGCUGGUUUAUUGUGAUUAAAUAAAUCUGGACACGUUCAGACAGAUUUGAUCAGAUGUGUGACUGUAUUAGCUCUGAUCUGUGUACAGUACGAGUUCCAGAUGUUUCUCCUGUGAUAGUCAUGUGCUUCACCUCCAUCUCACCUGCAGCCCAAGAAGAAGAAGAACAUUUCCCAUGAUGCCUUCGGCACCAGGUUCGGCCGCUUACACAUGCAGAAGCAGGACCUGAACAAACUACAGACACGCAAGAUGAAGGGCCUGAGGAAGAGGAGAGGAGAGGAGCCGGCAGAGAGCGCAUCACCCAAAACACCCCGAACAGAGAGUGAUGUCUGACACUGACAGGACUGUGUUUGAUACGAGACUUUCUCUACAGACCAUGUUUGUGUAGCAUCAGUCUGCGUCAGACGGUCCAUCCUCCCGCACAAACACAAUCACAUGACCAGCUGCCGCUUCAACAGGAAAUAUAAUGGAAAUGUGAUGCAAUAAACAGAUUUCUCC
Molecule: messenger RNA, 5776 nt
Organism: Megalobrama amblycephala (Wuchang bream)
Lineage: Eukaryota; Metazoa; Chordata; Actinopteri; Cypriniformes; Xenocyprididae
Product: NACHT, LRR and PYD domains-containing protein 3-like
Molecular function (GO): protein binding
Source: RefSeq, a predicted model, not a curated record